UGGCUGACAAGUCUUCUUAGACUGAAUUAGGCUCCUUUUGCCUUCUCUUUCAGGACUUGUCCUAAUGAAGAAGCAUAUGGGAUCCUUAAAGUUAAAUGUCACUCCCCCUCCACUGGGACCUUGUGCUUGAGGCCUGCAUGUGACUCUUCUCCUGCGAUUCUGCUUUUCGUGUCUACUGACUUUGAUUACAGGAAAGGCUCUGACGAUUCGUAUCAAAUGACGUCAAUGGCCAGCCUGUUUUCUUUCACUAGUCCAGCCGUGAAGCGAUUAUUGGGCUGGAAACAAGGUGAUGAGGAAGAAAAAUGGGCAGAAAAGGCCGUGGAUGCUUUAGUGAAAAAGCUGAAGAAGAAGAAGGGCGCCAUGGAGGAGUUGGAGAAAGCCUUGAGCAGCCCAGGACAGCCAAGCAAGUGUGUCACUAUCCCCAGGUCCUUGGACGGCCGUUUGCAAGUCUCUCACAGGAAAGGCUUGCCCCACGUUAUAUAUUGCCGUGUUUGGCGCUGGCCGGAUUUGCAGAGCCAUCAUGAGCUAAAGCCUUUGGAUAUUUGUGAGUUUCCUUUUGGAUCGAAGCAAAAGGAAGUUUGUAUCAAUCCAUACCACUAUAAGAGAGUGGAGAGUCCAGUCUUACCUCCAGUGUUAGUGCCUCGUCACAAUGAAUUCAAUCCCCAGCACAGCCUUCUGGUUCAGUUCAGGAACCUGAGCCACAAUGAACCGCACAUGCCCCAGAAUGCCACGUUUCCUGAUUCCUUCCACCAGCCCAACAGCACUCCUUUCCCCUUAUCUCCUAACAGCCCCUAUCCUCCUUCCCCUGCUAGCAGCACAUAUCCCAACUCCCCUGCAAGCUCCGGACCAGGAAGUCCAUUUCAACUCCCAGCUGAUACCCCUCCCCCUGCCUAUAUGCCACCUGACGAUCAGAUGGGUCAGGAUAACUCCCAGCCUAUGGACACAAGCAACAACAUGAUUCCUCAGAUCAUGCCCAGCAUAUCCAGCAGAGAUGUUCAGCCUGUUGCCUACGAAGAGCCCAAACACUGGUGUUCGAUUGUGUACUAUGAACUGAACAACCGUGUCGGGGAAGCUUUCCAUGCGUCUUCCACCAGUGUCUUAGUAGACGGCUUUACAGACCCUGCCAAUAACAAGAGCCGCUUCUGCUUGGGGCUGCUGUCUAACGUUAAUCGCAACUCGACCAUCGAGAACACCAGGCGGCACAUUGGGAAAGGUGUCCAUCUGUACUACGUUGGUGGGGAGGUGUAUGCCGAGUGUCUUAGUGACAGCAGCAUCUUUGUUCAGAGUAGGAACUGCAACUUUCACCAUGGCUUCCACCCCACCACCGUCUGUAAGAUUCCCAGCAGCUGCAGCCUCAAAAUUUUUAACAAUCAGGAGUUUGCUCAGCUCCUGGCUCAGUCAGUCAACCAUGGGUUUGAGGCUGUGUAUGAGCUCACCAAGAUGUGUACCAUUCGAAUGAGUUUUGUCAAGGGCUGGGGAGCGGAGUACCACCGACAGGAUGUAACCAGUACUCCAUGCUGGAUUGAGAUUCACCUCCAUGGGCCUCUGCAGUGGCUGGAUAAAGUCCUCACCCAGAUGGGCUCUCCGCUGAACCCCAUUUCUUCUGUUUCAUAGUGCAGAAGUAUUCUUUUCAACUAUAUUUUUAGUGGACUUGUUUUAAUUUUAGAGGAAUUUCCAGCACAGAUACUGUGAGCUGACAUGGAAAAACAGAUAUUAUGGCUUAUUUUUUCUACGUAAUUGUGACCAACACAUUUGUAUUUUAUGAUAUUACAUUUGUUUGUAUUCGUGUUCAUUGUGAUUAACUUUCAAAAGUAUUGUAAACGACAUAGAGUGUUUUGCCCCUGUUGAAAAGUUCAGCAAUGAUCUUAAACUGGAGCGUGCUUCCUGUCCCAACAGUGUGUAACUUGUUAACUUUUACACAGUAGUGCCUCACAGAAUGGAGUCGUAUCCUUUAGAGAGCAUGUAUUGUGGGAAGGAGUAGACGACGUUGCUCUGGUAAUCUCUUUACCCUACCACCUUUGAAAAAGCAUAUGUUGUUUUACAAAAACUUAAAGUAGGGACUUACAGGAAACUAUUGAAUCUUAUUUGAAGGACACUGCAGUCCUAACAUGGUGUUCAAUGAAAGCAAGGUGGUAGAUUUCUGGACGUCAUACAUUUACAUUUAAUAUUGCUAAGUGUUCGUCAGUGUAAUGUGACUUCAUGCUAUAUAUCUUUUGUAAAACAUUUCCUUUUAAAAAAAUCUCCAGUAUUUGUCUUUA
Messenger RNA from Rattus rattus (black rat), 2258 nucleotides. RefSeq names its product SMAD family member 5 (gene Smad5). Gene Ontology annotation, cellular component: heteromeric SMAD protein complex. Gene Ontology annotation, molecular function: I-SMAD binding; RNA polymerase II cis-regulatory region sequence-specific DNA binding; DNA-binding transcription factor activity, RNA polymerase II-specific. The record is from RefSeq and is a predicted model, not a curated record. NCBI's taxonomy places the organism in Eukaryota, Metazoa, Chordata, Mammalia, Rodentia, Muridae. Gene Ontology annotation, biological process: cell differentiation; regulation of transcription by RNA polymerase II; BMP signaling pathway.